GAAAUUUUCUUUGAGCUAGUCAAGAUUGAAGACAAGCAGCUGAGAAAAUUUGUCCUCGCAUCUAUCUCGUCACUUCUGAGAAGAUUCUACACCCAAAAGAAAAAUAUGAAAGUACUAGGGAAAGUGCAGAACUUUUGCUUUGCAAAGAUAAAGGAUUCUCGUGCGAUUGUUGCUCGAGCAGCACAGUUGAUCUGCAUCGAUGCCUUCCGUAAAAAAUAUUGGCGGGACGCUAAGUGUGCUAAUGUGAUUGCCGAGACUUGUUUCCAUAAGCUUCCAAAAAUCCAGGUUACAGCCAUGAAGUUUUUCUUGGGUUCCAAAAAAGAUGAAGAGGGUGAAAGCGAUAUGAGUGAUGAUGACAGCGAGAGUGAAGAGGAGAGAAAAACCAUCAAAGAAGUAAUGACUGCCUUCCGCCAUGCGAAGAAAACCAGGAAGCGAGCGAAAGAUCUUGAAAGAUCUAAGAAGGCUAUAAACAAGAAGAAGAAAGCAAAAAAGGGUACUGCUUUUCUGUAA
This is a messenger RNA of Cylicostephanus goldi, 510 nucleotides long. The record is from the annotation of a GenBank genome assembly. NCBI's taxonomy places the organism in Eukaryota, Metazoa, Nematoda, Chromadorea, Rhabditida, Strongylidae.